ACCCUCCUCGCCACCGCCAGACAAGUCUCCGGUAAACAAGAACAACACACCGCCGCCGACGACGCAGACGAGAGCUUCAUCCUCAGACCCAUGAACCGCAACCUUCUGGGUCUAAAAAAGGAAAAGCUCAGCCACUUCCGUCUCUACUGGCACGACAUUCUCAGCACCCGAAACCCAACAUCCGUAACCGUCGUUCCUCCCGUCAACACCUCUUCGUCGUCUUCUCCGUACACGGCUUUCGGCCAAGUGAACAUGAUCGACAACCCGCUGACGUUGGGUCCGGAUCUGAGGUCUAAAAUGGUGGGUCGGGCUCAAGGGUUUUACGCGUUGGCGUCGAAAGAGGAGAUAGGUCUGUUAAUGGCGAUGAACUUUGCUUUCACGGAAGGGAAAUAUAACGGGAGCUCCAUUACUGUGAUGGGGAGAAAUCCAGUGUUUUCCAAAGUUAGGGAGAUGCCGAUUGUAGGAGGAAGCGGACUGUUUAGGUUUGCUCGGGGUUAUGUUCAGGCUAAAACGCAGCGUUUUGAUCCUACAAAUGGGGAUGCUACUGUGGAAUAUAAUGUUUACGUUUUGCAUUAUUAAGUAAUUAGAAGUUUGCUUUUUGCUUCUCUUAGUA
Molecule: messenger RNA, 613 nt
Organism: Carica papaya (papaya)
Lineage: Eukaryota; Viridiplantae; Streptophyta; Magnoliopsida; Brassicales; Caricaceae
Source: RefSeq, a predicted model, not a curated record